Messenger RNA from Porites evermanni, 8659 nucleotides. NCBI's taxonomy places the organism in Eukaryota, Metazoa, Cnidaria, Anthozoa, Scleractinia, Poritidae. The record is from the annotation of a GenBank genome assembly.
AAAAAAGAGCGCCAUAUUGAAAACGAGAAAAUCGUAAAUAGAAACGCGAUGUCUCGUUCGAGGAAAAGUCGAAAAUCUACGGAAAAUACCAAAGUCGCUGAUCACUUUGAUGAGCCUUCUAACUGCAUAAUCUGUUUGGAAACAGUUUCUUGUCGUGGGAAACUGAGUGUCUGCAAUCACUGGUUUUGUUUCCCUUGCAUUUUGGAAUGGGCAGAGGUCAAAAUUAGACAUUGUUGUUGAAUUUGUUCAGAUUUGUUAUUCAGACUAUUAGUAUAUGUCUCAUUUUGGAUUCAUGGAUAAAUGUAAAUCAAUUAUUUACGCUAUCAUUAACUCGAAGCAUAUUUUCUUUCACAGAAUACAAAUACUUGCCCCAUCUGCAAGGCUCGAUUUCGUUGCAUAACGAAGGUACACAAAAAUUAUACUUAAAAUCUUAAAACUUAAAAUCAAUGACUUGUUCACCCGGAGAAAUCUGAAAAAACUUAAUGUGAGAGAUAAUAACGCUAACUUUAAGAUCUUACCGCUAAUAGUAAACCCUUUAAUUGGUCUUAAUUCCUAGCCUUACGUUUCGAAGUUUUAAGCGCCUUACAUUUUAAUUUCCACUUUUCGAUGCGAAAUGUACAUCCAUUUCCAGUUUUAUACCAAUUAAGCAUAGUAUCUGUCAGAUAAACUUAUGUUCAUAAAAACAACAGAUGUGAGACUAUGCAGGUGUGAAAAGGAGAAUGAUUUUUGCAUACAUUGCACUACUUUCGGAGUUCAUAAGUAGGACUUUCCAAUGUGUCAGUUUAAAAUACUAACCUUAAUCCCUUUAGAAUUUUCUCGUCUCUAAGCACGGUAUGCCUGGAUGUUCCAAAUACCGAAACUACCAUCAUUAAUUUUAUAAGUUGUGAAAUUAUUUCGUAUUUUUAUUUGGAAUACUUGGCGGUUGUGCUUGAAUGCAUGGUAAUCCAACAUGUAUUUUGAAUGAGUGUAAAACAGGCAGAUGUCUCAUUUUUUCUGAACCAUGAAUAUUACAUUAAAUUUCACAUUUUCCGGUUUCAGGUACAGUGCAUAUUUUGUUUAAAUAUAAGAUUAUGUGUAACCAAUAUUUCACCACAAUUAACGUUGAAAAUGACACUUAAGUGUCCAGUGUUUGCAGUUUUAAAAGUUUGCAUACCUCGAAGAUAUAUUGAAUGACCAAAUAACCCAUUAAGUGUAUUAAUGUUCCUUUUAGGUUCAUUUGAGUCCUUUCAAAUCUCCACCAACCAAAGUCCGUGUGGGUGACAAGGAUCAGAGAGUGUGGAAUGAUGAUGAUGAUUUAGUUGCUGAAGAUGUUUUUGAUGCUCUUGACUUGGUUGAAGAUGAUUUAGAUGAUGACUAUGAACCACCUAUUUAUAUAAGUAAUCCAUGGAGUAGGAGUUUGCAAACCAGAGGGCGUCAAAGAGAACCAGUAUGUAUAGUCAGUGAUUUUUGUACUCAUAAAUAAUGUUUUCUUUCAGACAAGUUUAGUGCUGUUUUUUCAUACUCUUUUGUAUAAACUAAAUCAAUGAUCAUUUUAAAAUUUGCAUCAUUAAUGAGCAUUUGGACAGUUUAUCAAUAACAACUUGUCAGCCACAAAAAAAAGUUUGAAAAGUUAAUUUUGGUGAAUAAUUAAUGAUCAAUUUGGCAUUUUGAUAGAGUCAAAGAAGAAGACUUCCCCGGACAUCCAGGCAGCUGCAUCUUGAUCAAUAUGACUUGGAAGACUCCUUCAUUGAUGACACCGAUGAUGUUCUCCAAGAAUUUCUUUAUUCUACUUACAGCAGAGAGAUUAGAAGAAACAAUGGUAAUAUUGUAGACAUUGUUAUUUCUGAUCAUGGCGAUGAUGAUGAUGAUAAUGACCAUAGUGAAGAGGAGGAGGAAUAUGACAUGGACAGUAGUAGUGAAGAAAUUGUGGUCCAGAGAGAUGAGCCCUAUACAUUACGUGAUAGCCACAGAUCUCUCCCAGACUCUUCAAGAACCACAACAAACUCCCUUGACAGGUAUAUUUGUAAAACCGAGUCAAGGGUCAUAGAGAGUCAGACCAUAUGAGUUUUCUUCUCCAUGACUUAUAAAUUAUUAUAAUUAUAUAAACACUAAUGAAAUACCAGGUGAGUUACACACAAAAAUAUUAUUGUCACACUUGAAAUAAAUCGCACCUUGUGCAGCAAAAAAUAUUAAAUUGAAAUGGUCUGGUAUUUCCUGGAGGGAAGGGGGGUACUUUGAGAAAUUUUGGGUGGGGAUGUGCCGCUGGCACCCUAGAACUCUUAGCCUAUACCAGAGCUAGUUCAAGUGAAUUUCGCUACCCUAUACUAGACUUAACUUCCCCAAAUCCCCCCCCCCCAUCCUAGAGUACCUGUUUUCCAGAAACACAUAAGGUCCACCCAAAACAAAACCAGUUUGAUUUUUUUCAUAUUUUUGUGUGGCAAUUCCCGGUUUCCUUAGUCUAGACUGAAAUCUUCAACCAAUUGAUCAGUUUCCUGUAAAGUGAUACCCUAUUCUAGACAUAAACUCUCUGAUUUGUGUAGCCUAUCCCAGAGUAAACUGCUUGAAAAUCAUACCAUUCAGAGUAUUCAUACCUAUAUAGCCCAUAUAUGGAAGUAGCUCCCGUGAGUAUUUCACUGGUGUUUGUAUAAUAAAAACAACGUUACAUGGCCAACUGAAGAUACAAAAUUUAUUUUCUCAUGUUGACAUAUUUCAACACUUGAAGAGAAAUUAAUAUAUAAAUUAAAGGGUGUGUAGGUACUGUAUGCUUGAAAUACUAGGUAGGCAGUAUGCCCUACAUCUGGCUCUCCAAAUCAUGACUCUAUUUCACACCAGAACAUGCCAUUUUGCACACUCAUUUUCAGACCUGGGGCCUGUUUCUCGAAAGUCCCAGUAACUUUACGGGCCCAAAAUCAAAUAUUCAAAUCGAAAUAUAAAGAAUAAGAGCGUGGGUCCUGGCUAGCAAACUACUCCAUUUUGUUUCACUAAGUAAUAGUUUUAUCAUGCUAGAUGCAAAACUAUUGAAACCUCGAUUUUUAAUGUAAACGGAGACAGCUUACCAGGCCCGUUAAUUAUCGGGACUUUCGAGAAAUGGGCCCCUGGCAAAAGUUGGAUAGCUCUAUCCUCUGCAUAAGUCGCUAUCCGGUGGACAAGUAUUAGGAAAACCAACAUGGUGUUAUCCACUGGAUCAGUGAUUUAUCAGAUGGAGAAUUCUAUCCACCUUUGAACAGCUGGGGCUAUAAAAUCCAUAUCCAUUUUCAAACCCAUCACCUUGUCCAAGUAAAGGUAAGAUAUCAUUCCAAGGAUUUUUUAGUUGCAUUUGACACCGGACAUUCUUAUUCAUAUAGAGCUGAAAAGACAACAUGAUUAUUCCCUCUCUUGGUUCCCUUGAAAAUCAUACUCAGGAUGGUCAAUGGAAAAUGUCUGGUCAAAAAUAUGCUUUGUCCUGUCAAAUCCUUGGAGAACCAGGCAUUUUUUCUUGUCAUACAUGCUUGCAAUGGAAAAAUUGAAUUCAGAACAUCAGAUUUUAAUAAUAUUAAGGUAGGACAUUAUUGGUGUUAUUGGAGAAAAAAUAAGAAGAGAAAGACACUACUACACUGUAGACCAUGCAUCUGUUAGUUGCAAUUUAUUGCUUUCUUAUUUGUGAAGUCAUCUGUGCAAAUUUAGGGGUAGCAUGGCAGUGUAGUGGUGUGAAUUUAAAUUGUUGUAGUCUACGUAGUGAUUCCCAAUUUUGCAGCUGUCUUGGCAGGUGAGGUGAGGGAGUUGGGGGGAGGGGCACAACACCAUGCAUUUCAUGCUUCCUGGGAGGCUUCAUUCACAAAGAGAGCAUAGUAAAUAUAGUUGUUCAUUAUUUAAACAUCAGGUCUGAGUUGUUCAAAAGCUGGAUAGUGCUAUCCACCGGAUAAAUCACUAUCCAGUGGAUAAGUAUUAGGGAAACCAAUUGCACUAUCCAGUGGAUAGUGAUGUAUCCGGUGGAUAGCGCUAUCCACCUUUUGAACAACUGGAAUCAGGUGGGAGGGGACUUUAAUAGAAAUAUAUGGUAAUGUAUUAUAUAUUUGCCUGCCCAAAGAUGAAUAUUCUAUUUGUUUAUUCCACUUACAGUAGAGAGAUAACAAGGAACAGUGUUGUUGCUGAUGAUGAUUAUGAUGAUGAUGACAACAAUGAUGAUGGUGAAGAGGAGGAGGAAACCGACACUGCAAGAAUCAGUAACAAAAUUGUGGCACAGAAAAACAAGCAUUAUCCAUUACGAAACUCUUCAAGAACUAAAACAAACUCCAUUGACAGGUACAUGUACAUGUAUUUUUAAAUUAAAUUAUUUUGUUAAACCAGCUCAAGGAUCGACUGUAGUCACUCAAGUUCUCUUCUCUGUAAAAUGCAUGUACAAAAAUGACUAAUAAGUUUAUCAUUGGAUGUUAUUUGGUACAGUCAGCUGAGACAAUAUUAAAAUUAUAACACAAGCCAAUUGUUUCAACAGUGACCUGGACAAAAACCUUUUUGACAGUUAUGUAUAUUAUUAUUAACAAUAAUUAUAAUGUACUUCUUUUGAAAUAAAUUUCAAGCAGCACAUAGUUACAUUUAUUUGUGGAGCCUACCUUUAGUAUAACCAAAAAAAAAUUCACACCAGUAAUGAAAAAAUUAUUUGAUCAGAACCAAUAACCUGACAAAAACAUACUGACAUGUUGUAGUAUUAACACACACAUUUUCUGGGUGUCAGGUUCAGGAAGUACUAUAACCAUUAGUCAACUUCUUACCAUGUUUUUUUGUUGUUGUUGUUUCAGGCUACUUCAGCUAACCGAAGAGCAAUCAUGUGGUUCACCAGCAAGCAGUGACAGCUUCAUUGUCAGUGAUAAUGAGUCAGAUGGUUAGUUUGGAUUUUAUUUUUGAUUAGUGGUCAUGCCUGUAAUAUUACUGAGUUACAGCUGUAGAAACCAAGGAAGGAGAUAAAGAGAAGGCUCUUGGCAAGAAAAGUGUUUUGAAGCUAAUACCUGUAUGGCAAUUGAACAAGGUCUGCUGUAAAACAAUAAUGAUGCCUAGAAACCUGGUGUAUGACUUGAAAAGACUCCGGCGCUGAUGUUGAUGAUGAUGAUGAUGAUGAUGGCUCGGCUUUUGCCUUGUUUCUCUUAAAAUUGUUGUUAGAUCUCUGCAAGCUUGCUAGUAUAGUCUGCCUCCUCAUGUAAAUGCAACAGACAUUUUAUUUUUUAAGAGGAAACAAGGCAGGAGCUGAGCUAGCUGGUGAAGAGGGACAGCCUGGCGAACUGGGUUGGGUCACCUCAUAUUAACAGGUCUUAAUGCAGCCACAAAUUCCACAAACAAUGAUAAGUUUCUCACUCAGCAGCCAUGAACUAAACUAUGAAGAGGCCAACCUACAUCACUGGUUUAAAUAAGGACAAUUUUUUUCAAGAGUUUGUAACUUUGUUGAUAACAUUUUGUAUUUCAUUUGUAACUAUCUUGCUUUAUCAAUUUUCACUGAGCACUACUUCAUAGAGUUAUUUUAAAAAUUCCAUAUUAUAUAUUUAUAACUGAUACCAGCAUUAAGUUGAGGAUCCUUUUUUCUCUGUUCAAUGCAAAUUCUGUACAAUAUAUAUUUUUAAGGUUGUUAAAUGUAAUGUUCCUUUUUCUUGUUCUUUAGAUGAUCUUAGCAAUGAUUGGACACCAUCAAGCAACUACAGUAAGAAUUCAAGGAAUAGAUGCAGAAACAGAAAGUCGAGUGGUAGGUAUCUGUUGGAAAAUGUAAAUGCAUUUGUAAGUAUAUUUUUACAAGGUGCUUUUUAUAACUUUUUUUCAUUUUUUUCGUUCUUUAGAUGAUCUUAGUAGUGACUGGCUACCGUUUGGUAAUCAUAGUAAGAAUUCAAAAGACAGAGGCAAAAACAGAAAUCAGGCAAACUCAAGGAAGCUAAGAUCCAACUCAAAAUGGCCAGCUGGACCAUCAAGCACCAGACUUUUCAAACAGUCGCAGAGAAGCAAACAAGUUUCUGAUCAGAUUCAAAACAAUAGCAAAAGGAAAAGACAGGUAAGAAACAAUUAAAGAAACCCUUGAACAUAAUAUUACGUGCACUAAUUAUUAUUAUACAUGUAAAUUAUAAUGUGGUUCUUUAAUUUGAAGUUAUUCUUAGAGUGUACUCAACUGGGACCACUGACACUUUGAAACUGAAACAUAUAAAAAUAUUUCCAUGAUUGGCUAAUAACAAAUUGAUCAAGUCAGACUCCUUUGCUAGUAGGAACUUGACCUUUGAUUGGCCAACAUUAAUGUUGGGUGGUUCUAAUUUAGUUUCAGCACUUUAAGUCUAAACUCUGGAGUGUUAUCCUUUAGCACUCAGUCUUUUUCACAAACUUUUUUUUUGGGAAUAUUAUUGUGGACACUGUUUAGGAGUCACCUCUGCCCCUCUCCUGCCUCCGCAUUAACACAGGGUUUAUUCUAGAGUACACAAUUACAGGAUUUCCACUCCACACAAAAUUUAUGUAAGUAUGACAAAUGGGCUACCUGAAAAAAAUGGAUCUUGUGUCUUAUGAGGGGUGGACUGAUAUGUUGGUUGACUCUUGGUUGACAUAUCGGUCGAUGUAUCGGCCAAGUAUUGGUUGACUGUUAAUCAAGUAUUGAUCAAGUACGGGUUGUCUGUCGAUCAAGUACCAAUCAAGUAUCGGUCGAGUAUCGGUCGAUACGUGGCCAAUAGUCAGUCCCUGAUAACAGUCAGUCAAUAGUCAGCCGAUACUCAGUAGAUAGUCAGUCGUUACUUCACCAACGGAUCACCAACAUAUCACUGACAUUUCAACGACAGUUGGCCAACACCUCAGCUGUGGUGACAAAUAGACCUUUUCUAGAUGUACGUUAGUAACAGAGUUGAUGUAAAUUUUGAUUUCUCUCCACUGUACAGCAAACCUAUAUCAGUGAUGAAGAAUUGCAAGAGUUGACAUCUUCAAGAGAUAGACAAGUUGAAACUCUUUCAUCAGCAAAUGGCUGGAUCAACACUGCUAGGAAACAAGCAAGAGCUCAUACUUCAACUUUAUCAUCUGAUCAAAGAACAAGGUGUAACUUGUUAUGUAUUAAAAGAUAAGUUACCCUGCUCCCCUGGACUUCAGAUUAGGGAACUUUGGGUGGAACUUAGUACAUUUAAGUACAAGUUCUCAAACCAACUUUGCAUGCUUUAGAUGAUCAUUUGUCAUCUUACCAAUCUUUAAUCCCCUUCAUUUCUAUAAGAGAAGCUGAUCUUCUGUUAAGUGGCCAUGCUCCAUUUACAAGCCAGUUACCAGAGGCUCGGCUGACAAAAUUUUCAGUAAAUAACUGUCAACCUCUACUUGGCCAACCUUUAUUAAGGGUGCGUUUAUUAGUAGUAUUCUGGAAUAAGAAUACACAUACAUUUUUCUAUAAAUCUUCUCCAUGGUGAUUUUUGGACCACUGGAAUGCUAAAAUCAUGUUAAAAGUUAAUUUCAAGUACAUUUCUUGAUACUACAAUGUUGAUCAAACAUACCCUCAGCAGCCUCUUGUCUCUUCGUGGAUGGUGGCCAAAUAUAGCGGUUUGACUGUAAUACAAAGUCAUUUUAAAAGAGCCCAUGUAUAUCCCACAAUGUUUGUCAUAGGUGUGCUCACUUGAUAUAAAGGUAUAUUGGUGGUGGUUCUAUUUUAAAGCCCAGACCAGAUAACACACAGGCAUUAAAAUGUUAUGAGUGAACAUUUGCCUGCUGAGUCUGCUUCAAAAGCUAAUGACUGCCACAUUUGUGAAAGGGCACUGUUGAAGGGUAACAUAACUGAUUUUCUAUUAGUUAUAAUUCAUGGACUGGUGGUAUGAUUCAUAUCCUCAUUGACGAUCAUUGAAACUGGGUUAAUUGAUAUUUAUGUUCACUUGAUACCAGUCAGGAUUUGAAAGACUAAAGCCUUGCAGAGGUGACUUUUAAAGUAUUAUGAAAAAUACUGUCCACAUAAUCUAGAAGUUAGUGGCUGUUUGGUAUUGGAGUACACGCUUGGUUGAUCCAUUGUUGUUCUUGUGUCUGAGUUGUGAUAUUGUUAGGUUUAGUAUUUGUUUUCAUUCUCUCUCAUUGCUAGCCUGCUUACUUAUUGAGUUUUCUUUUAUCUUGAAGGAAAAAGGCUUCUGCAAACGUAAAUAGAUCAAAGAAUACAAGAACAAAACCAAGGAAUCCUGUUGAAAGCAGAGAGAGCUCAAGCGAUUCAGAUAUGGAAGUUCUGGGAGAUAAGACUAAAAUUAAGGAACUACCAUGUCACAAGCGAAAUAACCAAUUCAACAAGGUUAAUAAUCUAGGAAUGAAGAAGAAACAACAUAUUUCAUGUACACCUUCAACAUCUUCCUUCACUGCAAUGAACGAAGUAACACCCAACAACUCCUCUGAUGAUGAAAGCAACUUAUCUGAUGCUAUGAUUGUUCAACCAACCCCUUGCUCCAAGACAACAAGAUCCAUAUUUACCAAAAGAAGACACAGGUCUCCUAUAUCUACUUUUGAUCAAUUAGAUGGCACAGAAGAACAUCAUCUUUGCCAGUUACAAACACAGAACAAGAAAAGACACUCACCAAAAUGCACUAAUAGGACAUUAAAUACUCCGGGAAGGAAAAAGACAAAGGCUGCAUUCACUACAGCACUCAGAAGUGAUGUUCAGAUUACACUUUCCCCAUUUGUGAACACAAAAAAACAAAAACGAAAGAGGAUUAAGUCCAUUAGUAGUGACAGUGAUUGA